Penicillium chermesinum is the source of this 534-nucleotide messenger RNA. RefSeq names its product 2-hydroxychromene-2-carboxylate isomerase. Gene Ontology annotation, biological process: glutathione metabolic process. The transcript is spliced from 4 exons. The record is from RefSeq and is a predicted model, not a curated record. Bases 1 to 534 code for a protein of 177 amino acids. Gene Ontology annotation, molecular function: glutathione peroxidase activity; glutathione transferase activity. Gene Ontology annotation, cellular component: peroxisome; mitochondrion. Lineage: Eukaryota; Fungi; Ascomycota; Eurotiomycetes; Eurotiales; Aspergillaceae.
AUGAGUUCUCCUCAGAUCACGUUGUACUUCGACAUUGGUAGCCCAUUCAGUUACCUUGCAUUCUACCAUCUCAAGAACUCCCCCGUGUUCUCAACAUGCAGGAUUGAGUAUGUCCCAGUCCAUCUGAAAGACUUGUUCCAAAAGUGCCAGAAUCCCCCUCCGGUCCUCGUCAAGAACAAGUUCUUAUGGCUCCAGCGUGAGAGGCUGUAUUGGGCCCUUAGGGUUGGUGCCCCUGUAACUGAAAAGCUGCCCGAUGGAUUUCCUGCAGCGACGGCGGACGUCCAGGCUGCACUGGCUGGAUUAAGCAAGGAAUCUCCAGAGAAGCUCCUCCUGGUUGCGGACCGAUUGUUCAACAUCUUCUGGGCACAAGGUGAUUCCAGUAUUGUGAAACCUAAUAGGUUUCGCGCUAUUUUCGAAGAGAUUGUUGGACAUAAGGAGGCUGAUGUGAAUCAAGAAGGCUUAGGGACGUCCGCCCUGAGUGAGAAUACCCAGCGUGCCUUCGACGCCGGAGCGUUCGGGACUGCCUUGGUUUGA